GCCACUGGCACUUUGACUACAUCGUUUUCCUUUGGGACUUGCAGGUGGCUUGCGGCAGCGAACUAGCCUUGCAAGGUGCUCCUGGUGGGGACUCAUCGGAGCAAAUGGGAAAGGUCGCAGAGCGUGAAAACAUUUGCUUCUGGCCCAUGCGACCUGACCCUCCGAGGCUCGGAGUUUUCCUUGUGAGCUCCGAGAGGACACAGCAAGGCCGGCUCCGCCAAGGUGCCAUGUCCAGAGGCCCACAAGUUGGCUUCGAAGCCGUGGAAAGUGGACGCAUGCCACGCCCGCCGUCGCUCGGGGCUGCGCCUGCGGCACAGCCAAGGGAAGGUCGCUCAAUUCCCAGUCGAUUGGACAGCCCAAGUCCCCCAGUCCCCAGUGUGGGGAGCUUCGGGGGUCUGGCUACGCUGCCGCUUGGAGAGCAGCUUGGGGUGAAGAACGAUGUGAACGAGACGGUGCUGCGAGCAGUGUCAAGGCUUUCUGACACAGAACUCCAGCUUCGCUCUCUGUCCGGAAGCGAGGAGGAGCAGUUGCGGCAGUUGCGUGCGAGACACCAGCAAAACCUGGAAAGCUUGGGUAUGCUUCAAAAGUCCAUGCUGGUACCUUCUGCUGCGGCUCCGUUCGAUGCAAUGACGCGUGAACGCACCGGCUUCGUGGAACCAAGCCCACGAUCGAUGCAACUUCACACCUUGCCAGGUGCUUCUGCGUUGCUGGACCUGGCAAAUGCGAGUGCUUCGUUUCCUGAGACCAGUGGACCAACCGGGCUAGGUGCAGGACCUUUGCCACCAACGGAGGGUUUCCUUUCUUGGUCUCCCCAACCACCCAGCCCUCCGAGCCCACAAAGGCCUGAACCAAGAGCUCCCGAGAUACCAUUUAGUGCCCUCACGCAGACAGCUGGCCCACUGCCGCCGCCCAGCCAGUGGAUGUCAGAAGAUGCCACAGAAAGCCUGGCUGGCGAGCUUAUGCACAGAAAGGUCGGCAUGUUUAAGCUGUGA
Molecule: messenger RNA, 992 nt
Organism: Symbiodinium pilosum
Lineage: Eukaryota; Dinophyceae; Suessiales; Symbiodiniaceae
Source: the annotation of a GenBank genome assembly